This is a messenger RNA of Biomphalaria glabrata, 3122 nucleotides long. RefSeq names its product lysosome-associated membrane glycoprotein 5-like. NCBI's taxonomy places the organism in Eukaryota, Metazoa, Mollusca, Gastropoda, Planorbidae. The transcript is spliced from 8 exons. The coding region runs from base 413 to 1306 and encodes 297 amino acids. The record is from RefSeq and is a predicted model, not a curated record. Gene Ontology annotation, cellular component: membrane.
GGGUUCUUGUUGUCCUGUUCACAAAGACUUAGCCACCAUCUGGCCUGCUAGUCCAAAAGUGUGUUGCUCUCAGUUGCUAAUUACCAUUGCCUUAAGGAGUAUCAUUUUGUAUCAAUUUCUCUGGAGUAAAGUGUCAAAUCUGAGUCUUCUUACUGGGCUGUAGAGAUAGUCUUCAGCAUGGGAUUUUAAUAUCAAGUUUUUAUUGUAUUGACCACGUCUGAAAUCGUGUCAUUCAAUAUCGCCCAGUCAUGUCCUGACGUCUGGGACAUCUCGUCAUCCAGUGUCCAAUAUUACAUCUGUGACAGCCACCCUGUACCCCCCUUCCCCUCACUCGCCAACUGGUGCUAACACGGUAGCCACUUGAAGAGAGAGAGAUUUGAAGAUCUUGAUGAAGGUACUCUAAGACGUGAAAAUGUAUAGCAAGUUCAGGAAUAGAUUUAUCUCUGUCAUACUUGUAUUAGCAGGUAUAUGCAGCUAUUCACAUGGUAACGGAACUGUAUUUACAAACUUGGAGGAACCAAUAUUUGGAAUUACGGACACAGUAAAAUUUGGUUCCGAAGAUGGUUCUGGAGAGGGAGAGAUAACAGGUUCGGAAGACCAGGGGACAGCACUGCCUCACUUGGUUGUAGCAGACGGCAAUGGCCACCCUUGUCUACUGGCUACACUGAAUGCUACCUUGCAGGUUUACUACCGUGUUCCAGAAGUUAUUGUCCACGAGACUUACAUAGCGUUUGCAGACAUUCAACUUCCUGUCGAUGUCUCUGCCCAAGGAGUUUGUGCCCCUGAUGCUUCCAGCUUAUUGUUGGACUGGGGAAAUGCAACUUUCUAUGUCAACAUGACAUUUACACGAAAGGAGUCCGAAAUCAAGGGCGAGAACUCCACCUGGUCACUAACGUCUAUUUCCGUGACCUAUAACCUUUCAAAUACCGACAUUUUCAAAGCCUCAACUACAAAAGAGACUGUGACGGUGGACAGGCAGCGCUUGUCUCUGUUUGGAACCCAGGUGGGCAACACUCACGCGUGUGACCAGGACAUCGACGUCCAACUGGGCAGCAUAGAUCGAGGAGUCAAGCUCACCUUCCACAAUGUCAACAUCGCCGCUUUCGGGGUGACGUCACGGAAGUAUCCCGAAGGUAUAGAUUAUUGUUUAAAGACUGACCACUACGGUCCAGGCGAGGAGAUACUUGUGCCACUAAUUGUCGCCUCCAUUCUCAGUUUCUUUGCGGUCAGUAUUGUUAUAGGUUACGUCAUUACAAGGAAGGUCAUCAGGAUCAAGGAACAGAACUCAUACAAACAGAUGGCAUAAAGAAAAACAAUAGUCAAGAACCAUAACUUAAGUGUAUGCACUAGAUCUAAGAUCUAAUGGCCAUUACUGUAUUCAUUAUUUUGUUUUCAUAUUUAUUUUUAUAAAUACAUGAACAUUUUUUUUAUAUCUUUAUGUCCAAUGAUGUAAGUGUUGCAUGUUUCGAAAGUUGUUUAUUUAUUCAUGAUAAAAAGUUUAUUCAAGAUAAAAAGUCUGCUUUGUAUACUUUGAAUCUGACUGUAUUUUGGAGCUCGAAGAGAGGCAACAUUUGCCGCACACAGAGACCUGUUUUCAUGAACGAAAUGUGUAGGGCUAUGUGUACAUGUAGUUGUCAUAUAUAUAUAUAUAUAUAUAUAUAUAUAUAUAUAUAUAUAUAUAUAUAUAUAUAUAUAUAUAUAUAUAUAUAUAUAUAUAUAUAUAUAUAUAUAUAGAUCUAGAAGGAACACAAAAAAAUCGUUAAGUUUUGACAUAAUACAGUUAGCCAGUCUUCUGUGUAGAGGUAAGUUUGAACGUGAUACACACAUUUAAAUAAUAGCUUGGAAUAUUUCUAUACAACAAAAUUGAACUCAUUUUUUUAUUCACUGGUAACCAUAGGGGACAGGCCAUAGGGGACAGACCAUAGGGGACAGACCAUAGGGGACAGAACAUAGGGGACAGGCCAUAGGGGACAGACCAUAGGGGACAGACGACAGACCAUAGGGGACAGACCAUAGGGGACAGGCCAUAGGGGACAGACCAUAGGGGACAGACCAUAGGGGACAGACCAUAGGGGACAGGCCAUAGGGGACAGACCAUAGGGGACAGACCAUAGGGGACAGACCAUAGCGCAUCUCGCACGACCAGGCUUUCACUUAACUCAUUUAAAUCUUUUGGCUAUCACCAUUUACUAUGCAUACGUCUCUUGCAUCAGCCGUCACUUUCUUUUUAAACUGUGCGUGUGUAUUCUCUUGCAUCAGCCGUCACUUUCUUUUUAAACUGUGCGUGUGUAGUCUCUUGCAUCAGCCCUCACUUUCUUUUGAAACUGUGCGUGUGUAGUCUCUUGCAUCAGCCCUCACUUUCUUUUGAAACUGUGGUGUGUAGUCUCUUGCAUCAGCUCUCACUUUCUUUUGAAACUGUGCGUGUGUAGUCUCUUGCAUCAGUCCUCACUUUCUUUUGAAACUGUGCGUGUGUAGUCUCUUGCAUCAGCCCUCAAUUUCUUUUUAAACUGUGCGUGUGUAGUCUCUUGCAUCAGUCCUCACUUUCUUUUGAAACUGUGGUGUGUAGUCUCUUGCAUCAGUCCUAAAUUUCUUUUUAAACUGCUCGUGUGUAGUCUCUUGCAUCAGUCCUCACUUCCUUUUGAAACUGUGCGUGUGUAGUCUCUUGCAUCAGCCCUCACUUUCUUUUUAAACUGUGCGUGUGUAGUCUCUUGCAUCAGCCCUCACUUUCUUUUGAAACUGUGCGUGUGUAGUCUCUUGCAUCAGCCCUCACUUUCUUUUGAAACCUUGGUGUGUAGUCUCUUGCAUGAGCCCUCACUUUCUUUUGAAACUGUGCGUGUGUAGUCUCUUGCAUCAGCCCUCACUUUCUUUUUAAACUGUGCGUGUGUAUUUUCUUGCAUCAGCCCACACUUUCUUUUUAAACUGUGCGUGUGUAGUCUCUUGCAUCAGCCCUCACUUUCUUUUGAAACUGUGCGUGUGUAGUUUCUUGCAUCAGCCCUAACUUUCUUUUGAAACUGUGCGCGAGCAGUUUUUAAAUAAACCAAUGAAUACCAUUAUUUGUUUGAAAAUAGCUAAUUAUUUAUUCUACUAUGUCAGUUUCUAUAGACUCUCCAUAGCAAGUGUUU